CUAUAUUCUGGCCCAUACUCCGGAGAACGUAAAUACUUGUAUUUACUUGUAUUUACAUUCUCUGAAUCAUAAGCAUUACAAUAUUUUGCAAAAAAAUUAUUAUUAUUUUUUUUUAAAAUGGUGGUUCCUGUGCCCAAUCCCACAAAAGAUUUGAUUUUUAAACUUAUGGACGAAAAGGAGAAGGUUGAAGGAAAAAUAUCUGAGUAUGGCCGAAUCUUAGAAAAUAAUGCUAAUGUUGGUAUGGAUGGACCCUUGAUUGAUGCUGAAGGAUUUCCCAGGAAUGACAUCGACGUCUACCAAGUACGACAGGCGCGUCAACAAAUUAUUUGUCUCCAAAAUGACUAUAAAACACUUUUGAAGGAGAUAGAAAGGCAAAUGCACAAAUUACACUCGGAGACCGCGCCAGAACAAUCCGAAGAAAUAUCACAACAAGCAGCGAACAUGCAAUUAGAAGAAGAAAGUCAAAUGCCUCACACUAGUAAUAUGUUCACAAACUCAUCGCCAGCGGUAUCGGGAUUAGCGGAGGCUUUAGUGAAAGUCGAUAUGAUAAGUCCUGGCUCUCCUGCUGAGGAAUCUGGAUUGCGUGUGGGUGACGAGAUAUUGGAGUUCGGCACAGUUAACUCCUCCAAUUUUCGAAAUGAUAUAAGUCAAAUUGGGGAUCUUGUGCGUCAUAUGCAAAAUAAGAGAGUUCCAUUGAGAGUUCAACGUUUCGGCCAAAGAUUAGAUUUAAUACUAAUUCCCAAAUUAUGGAGUGGUCGUGGUUUAUUGGGUUGUAACAUUGUUUUACCCAAAUAGGUUAAUAACUUUCCAAAUUUAUUGUACAUAUGUAUGCACACCGUUUAUAUCUUGUGUUGAGAUGUUGAUAUGCAUAAGUAUAUAUCCACUUACAUACUGUCGAUGCAUAGGAAUUCGGACGCGUAAAAUAAACCAUUUAACCAAUGAACUAGACACCUACGCGAGGAUGAGUUAUUUCAUAUGCAUCGGCGGUAUAUGGAACGGAUAACGAUUGUAAGAGAUAUUACGGUUUUAUAAAAUAUGUACGUAUAAAAUAUUUUCAGACAAUAGAUUGAAAAAGGAACAAAACUAA
This is a messenger RNA of Ceratitis capitata (Mediterranean fruit fly), 1087 nucleotides long. Its product is annotated as 26S proteasome non-ATPase regulatory subunit 9. The transcript has 3 exons. The record is from RefSeq and is a predicted model, not a curated record. NCBI's taxonomy places the organism in Eukaryota, Metazoa, Arthropoda, Insecta, Diptera, Tephritidae. Gene Ontology annotation, biological process: proteasome regulatory particle assembly. Gene Ontology annotation, cellular component: cytoplasm; nucleus. Bases 118 to 795 code for a protein of 225 amino acids. Gene Ontology annotation, molecular function: protein binding.